Messenger RNA from Microthlaspi erraticum, 342 nucleotides. Lineage: Eukaryota; Viridiplantae; Streptophyta; Magnoliopsida; Brassicales; Brassicaceae. The record is from the annotation of a GenBank genome assembly.
AUGGUCCAUCUUGAGAGAAAGGCUAUGAAUGGUGAAGAUGAACGAUACAGACAACCAAGGAACAGAGCCUCUAUUUCAAAGUGGCUAAGGCAGUCUAUCAAUCUGUAUGAUAAUUUUGAAGAUUCUAUGGAAGGCUUAAGAUCUCUUUUCAACACUCAAAAGGAACCCGUUGACAGUAAGAUGUUAGGGUUCCAAGACAAAACUGUUGAGCAGAAGUCAAAGAUAGCUAAAGUUUCGAGAUCCAAGCGGCUUUCUUGUUUAAGAAAUGGAACCUCCAUUUCACGGUCAUCAUCUCCACCGGCUCAGACAUUCAUUCAAGUUAAAGAGGAAGCUAAAACAUAA